Molecule: messenger RNA, 732 nt
Organism: Tilletiaria anomala UBC 951
Lineage: Eukaryota; Fungi; Basidiomycota; Exobasidiomycetes; Georgefischeriales; Tilletiariaceae
Exons: 2
Coding region: 1-732 (243 amino acids)
Source: RefSeq, a predicted model, not a curated record
AUGCUGGGCAGAUCGGUUGCAUCGUUGGUCCUUGCGACUGCCCUCCUCAUCGCCAGCGGUACCGAAGCUGUGCAUUCACACGGUCAGCAGUCGGUAUUCAGAAGGCACGUGAAGGCCAAAGGCCGGAGGAUUAGCUUGUAUGCGUCGCGAGCGUUGCAGGCGCGAGGAGGGUCAGAAUUUAGCGGCAUCUUUUCUGGACGAGCUACGAACUACGCACCAGGGCUAGGCGCGUGCGGCGGCUACAAUACACCCAGCGAGUACGUGGUUGCGCUGAACUCUGCGCAAUUUGGACAAGAGUGGUGCGGGAAGCAGAUCUCUAUCUGGGCGAAUGGGCAGAGCGCAACAGCUCAGGUUGUCGACGAAUGCCCUGGCUGCCCUGACGAAGCACUUGACAUGUCGCCAGCGCUCUUCAGCCAGUUCGCACCCAUUUCGCAAGGAUUGUUCCAGAUGAACUGGCAGGUCGUUGACGCCAAUGCGCAGACAAGCUCCUCAUCGAGCAACCAGUCGUCGAGCAAGAACACAAACACAUCGAGUUCGCCCACCAGCAUUAGCAGUAGCAGCACUUCCGCGACGAGCAAUACAGGCACCCCUUACAUCAACGCAGCUGAUACUAGUACGAUGGCGUCUGGCGCGCCAAUGGUCAUAUCGACAGGCUCUGACUCCAACCUGGCUGGACUGGGUCAGAUUGUCAACGGCUUCGUCCAACUUGCUCAAGAAGGUCACCAAGGUUGA